This is a messenger RNA of Suillus fuscotomentosus, 388 nucleotides long. RefSeq lists its product as uncharacterized. Lineage: Eukaryota; Fungi; Basidiomycota; Agaricomycetes; Boletales; Suillaceae. The record is from RefSeq and is a predicted model, not a curated record. The coding region runs from base 43 to 309 and encodes 88 amino acids. The transcript is spliced from 3 exons.
UGAUCAGUUACUUGUGUUGAUGGAGACAUUGUACAUUGUAUAAUGGUAGUCAGAGUCCUUGCUAGUGAAGCGUAUGAUCACGAGAUAAGUCACGUGAAACCCGCCACUUUGAGGAACACCUGUGACAUGUGUGCACUUAAGGAGUUUUGGAAGGAGGCACCGCAAGCUAUUGAGGAGCUGAAGGAGGGAGAGGUGCUCGUCACGAGGAUUGUGAAGGAUGGUCAGUUGCGGGUGGUGUUUUGGAAUGAGAUCAAGCCGGGCGAUGAGAUUUGUUUUGAACAGAAUUCUUUGAUUCGUGGCAUUCGUUGAAGGUGCCGAAUGAUGUUGAUUUGUUGAAGGCGCUUGCAUACUGAGGGGCUUCAGGCUACUGCAGAAGGGAUACCGAUCC